Molecule: messenger RNA, 1606 nt
Organism: Moneuplotes crassus
Lineage: Eukaryota; Ciliophora; Spirotrichea; Euplotida; Euplotidae
Source: the annotation of a GenBank genome assembly
AAAUUAUGUUGGAUAUAGUACUCCCUAUACUAAAGUGGACAGGUCUUGUCCUGUUAAGUUACUUCAUUUACAUGAGCUAUAAGCUGUUACUAUACCCGUACAUGUGCUGGAGAAAGUUCAAAAACUACUCCAACGUCUACGUAACUCCUAAAUUCGUUCCUCUCCUUGGAGACCUCAAAAUGAUCACCGAAGACAUUCAAAAUGGCAAAACCUACUACGCUCACCGAGUUCGAGAAGCCCCCUUCAUGAAGGGCAAAGACCUGAAGCUAAAAUUCGAAGGCUACACUCCACUGAUCCUGGUCGAGUCCAACCAAGCUCUUGAGGAACUCUGUAAGCUAGUCCCUUCCAAGAUUGACAGGACGAAUACUAAUAAGGGACUAGGGAGGAUCGGAAGAGGCACUUUGCUGUUUGAGAGGAGUACCAAGAGGACUAUCGUCAGGAGGAAGUUGAUGACGAGUUUUCUGAGCUUAAAUAGCUCAUCCAGACAUAUACCAGCGAUGGUGAGGCAUGCUAUUGAUGUUUUGCAUUUGAUGAAAGAUGGACAUAGCUACGACUUUAUUGAGCAUUCUAAUCUUCUUACUUUUAAUGUCUUCACCAGUAUUUUAUUUGGAGAUGAUAUGAUAAAACUUGCCAACAAGCUGCGCCCCUAUAAGCUUCCAGACGGUACUACUGAAUUCAUUCCCAUGAGGGACCUCAUGAUCAAGCUUUUUAAGGCAUACUUUGCUCAGAACUUCCAUCCACUGACUUCCACGUGUCAUUUCCUUUCUGAUUUCAAUCUAGACUGGUGUUAUAACUUAAUAAACCCUUUCAAAAGAGAUUAUGAGAACUACUUAGUUUACAUGCAGGCAAGCAGAGAGCUAUAUGAUAACUGUAAGGAUGAGGAAUCUAUAUGCAAACAGAUCCUCAAAAACGACCAAGUCAGGGAUGAAGAUAAACUUCAUGACCUCAACGCCUUCAUCUUCGCAGGAGCUGAGACUUCUUCACAUGCGAUCGUUUCAACUUUGUUCUUCUUGAAGAAAAGCCCAAAGGCUUUUGAGAAAUUGAAGGCUGAACUUUGCCAAGCUGGCAUUACCAAGGAGUAUCUUGAGAAGGAGGAGUUAACCAAGGAAAAGCUAGAGGAGCUUGAUUACCUUGCAUGUGUUAUCAAGGAGACUUUGAGGAUGGACAACCCAGCAGCAGAGUCUUUCUAUUAUGCUGCAUAUGAGGAUGUAGAGAUUUGUGGAGUUCCAAUUCCCAAAGGUUUUCCGAUAAAAAUCGAUUAUACUCCUUCUCAUUAUAACGACGAUUAUUGGAAAGACCCUCAUAGCUUCAUUCCUGAAAGAUUUGAUUCUGAAUCAGAGUUUUAUAAGCAAGCCCAUAGUGAAGGAAAGGCAGGAGUAGGCUUCUCCAGAAGAGGAUUCUCUCAUGGACUUAGAGCAUGCGCAGGCCAGACAUUUGCCAUCUUGGAGAUCAAAGUUGCAGUUGUAGUUAUCCUCACUUUUCUACAAAACUAUGAGGUCCCAGAUGAAUUACUUAAAAAGAGUGAGGUUGGAUUUGCUAUUGGAAGUACUAUCCCUGCGAUGUUUAAGGUUUUGAGAUCCUAAUAUAUCUUUCAUUUCUACAUCAA